GCAGGGUGGCUUUGUGUGUUUCUUUGCCUGCUUUUCUGUUCUUAUCUAGUGUAGCAUAGCAUAGUUUAGUGAAGUUUGUGUUUCUUGCAGCAUAACUUUGUACUAAUAGUGUAGUCUAGUAGAGUGUGACAAAGUAUCUGUAUGUGUGUGUGUGGUUAAAGGUGGGGGGGGGGGGGCAUAAAGUAUCUGGGCCGUCAUGGUGUAACCGGCAUUAGCUUGUACAGAGGUGCCAUUUGCAAACUGUUUGUAUGCAGCUUUAUAGAGGGAAAACUAGCUGUUUAUUAUUGUAUUGAUGCAUUUGCAGGUAGAGUUUGUGUGGCAAGGCAGAAGUGUGUGUGUGUGUGUGGCUUGCUUGAUCAAGCAAAGUGCGGGGGAGUGUUGUAAGCAGUGCCGUAGACUGCCGAGCUAGGGCGCAGCAGCAUGUCCCUGAGGACUGAACUCCUGAAGUCGGUGUGGUAUGCUUUCACCUCAUUGGAUACAGAGAAAAGUGGGAAGGUUUCCAAAUCCCAACUCAAGGUGCUCUCUCAUAACCUUUAUACUGUUCUGUGUAUCCCUCAUGACCCUGUAGCUCUAGAAGAUCACUUCCGUGAUGAUGAUGACGGUCCUGUAUCUAGUCAGGGGUACAUGCCGUAUCUGAACCAGUACAUACUAGACAAGGUUAUAGAGGGAACCUUUGUGAAAGAAAGUUUCCAUGAGUUGUGUUGGACUCUGACAGCAAAAAAAAACUAUCGCCCAGCUGGGACACCACUCGCUAAUACAGAUGCCUUCCGGCUGUGGUGCCUCUUCAAUUAUUUAUCUGAAGAUACUUACCCUCUAAUCAUGGUCCCAGACGAGGUACAGUACCUACUUCAGAAACUGCUGGCCACAGCACGGAUGGAAACUGGGGAGGUAGAAUUGGGAGAUGUAUUAUCCCAAAUGGGCCAAGGAAUCUCAGUAUGGCAAUUCUUGGAACUGGUGAAUUCACCUGCUAUCAUGAGGGGAAUAAAUGGGGAGACGAUGAGUAUGGCUAUCCAAGACCUGUAUGAAGAAAUCAUUCAGGAUGUACUAAAACAGGGAUACCUAUUAAAGAAAGCCAACUUACGUAGGACGUGGACAGAGCGUUGGUUUGUACUAAAGCCAAGUACUUUAUGUUACUAUGUAAGUGAGGAAUGCAAGGAAAAGAAGGGGAGUAUUACUAUAGACAAAGACUGCGGGGUAGAGGUUCUCCCAGAUAGGGAUGGGCGACGCUGUAUAUUUUGUGUUAAAACAGCCACAAAAACUCAUGAAAUAAGUGCAUCUGACACCAAGCACAGACAAGAGUGGGUGUCAGCUAUCCAGACAGCUAUUCGGCUACACCAGUCAGGCUCUCGAUCCCUACACAGAGAGCUUCAAAGCAAACGACGAGAGCAAAGAGAGCAGCGCGAACAGAGGAGGCUAGCACGGGAGCAAGAGAUGCAAAGGCUGACUGAGCUGCAGAGUGAGAGGGAGAGGCAGCAACAGGAACUUGAUCAGCUCCGAGAGGCGCAAAGAAAAGCAGAGAACGCUAUGAAGCAAGAACAGCAAAGACAUAAGGAGCAACAGGAAGAAAUGCAAAGACAACUGACGGAGCAGCUACGAGAGGCAGAAGAGGCACGAGCCUCUAUGCAAGCAGAGAUGCAGAUGAAGGAAACAGAGGCCGUUCGGCAGAGGCAGAGGAUUGUGGAGUUGGAAAAGCUGCAGGAACAUCUACAGGAAGCUCUAACCCAGGAGAUAAAAGCACGGCGUGAUGAGGAGGAGUACAGACAUGCUCAGGCCAAGUUGCUGAUACAAGAGGAGGAAAAACUGCGGGUGUUGCUCAAGAUGAGAGAAGAACAGACACAGUACGUGGAGCGUGCACAGCGAGAGAAGCAGGAGCUACAGCAGGAGAUGGAGCAGAAGAACAAGGAGCUACAGGAAGCCCAGCAGCAAUUAGAGGAUGUAAGGGAAAACAGGGAGAGAGCAGACAGAGAUGUGCAAGUGGCUCAAAAGAAACUAUACCAGGCGAGCACAAAUGUCCGACACUGGAAUGUCCAGAUGAACAGAUUAAUGCACCCGAUAUCACCGGGAGAGAAACGCAUUGCUUCUGCUGGUGGUUUCCAAGGAAUAUGGGGUGUGUCGCUCACCCGUCGAGAUUCAUCCUUAAAACGAUUACAGGCUUUAGAUGAUAAAGACCCCAAGCAAUCCAAGGAAAGCAACAAUCUAGAAUCAACUAUUUAAUCCACUGAUAAACCAACUGCCAUUAAAAAUAUAUAGCUAGAAGCUGUGUCUGUAUGUAUGUGUACACACCCUGACAAAUAUUUAGAGACCAUAGUAUUUACUAAAAAAAAAUCUAUAUAAUUGGUCCAAAAUUUUGCCUUUAUAAUCUGAAGGAAAAAAAAUCGUUUUUGGCCAAAUCUGAUCCCUCCGUUCUCCUAAACAGUAAGGCAAAUCCUAAUUUUUACUUCAAAUGCCAAAUAAGUAGUAUUUUAAGUGUGAACUGAUCCACUAUUCUUUUUUCAUAUAGUGAUUUCAAGAAACCGCAUGGUCACUGUCUUGAUACUAAUACCAUUCAGUAAAAACUCUAGAAUAUCAAUGUAAGAUGGUAUCAUGCUAGACUGCAGGACUUCUGUCGUGCAGCACCUACCCUCUGGAACACUCUCCCUCGUGCUGUCAAGCUUUGCCCUAAUCUUUCUUCCUUUAAAUGCUCUCUGAAGACUUUUCUGUUCAGAGAAGCCUUCCACCCAACUCAAUAAUAUUUCUCUUACCUAACAAUAUUUCCCUCACCUAACUCUGCAUUACCAUCUUUCUCAAACUUGCAGUCCUCACCUCCUGUUUCUCAACCUCCUACCCUUCUAGAUUGUAAGUUCCCACAGGAAUAGGGUCCUCAAUUCCUCCUGUAUGUGUUUGUAAAUUUUGUCCUGUAUCUUACAAGUCUUGUAUUGUUUUAUUUAAAUGAACUGUAUCCAUGGACAGCGCUGCAGAAUAUGAUGGCGCUUCAUAAAUGAAAAUGAAUAAUAAUAAUAAUAAUAAUAAUAAUAAUAAUAAAAAAUGGAUUAACACAAAAAAACAUACAGAAUAAUAACCAUGGAUACCCACUCAGAUACACUGCAUCAAACUACUCAAAAACACUGUAGCAUUUUUGUGCUAGCAAUAGGUGUAGCACCUCAACUCAAACGUUUUUUUAUGAAUUUAAUAAGCAUAUAUGUGUGUCUGUGUUUAUAUAUAUAAAAUUAGACACGUGCACAAUA
This is a messenger RNA of Bombina bombina (fire-bellied toad), 3224 nucleotides long. It is a transcript of the gene DEF6, whose product is annotated as DEF6 guanine nucleotide exchange factor. The transcript is spliced from 11 exons. Bases 421 to 2214 code for a protein of 597 amino acids. Gene Ontology annotation, cellular component: nucleus; cytoplasm. Lineage: Eukaryota; Metazoa; Chordata; Amphibia; Anura; Bombinatoridae. The record is from RefSeq and is a predicted model, not a curated record.